AUGGCAAAGGAUGGUGGCAGUUGGCAGUUGGCAGUUGUCGUGGCGCAGCAUGGUGUCCAAGCGACCUACUCGCAGCGAUGCGUCCGACAGGGCAGAGAGCACAACACAAAUACGGUCGCAAGUGUGGGGUUUGGUGAGAAGGUUUUCUUUCUGGGCUUGUAUCUGGGAAGUCCUUCCGACGCGACACUAUUGGAGGUCGGCAAUUUCCGCGGAGUGACAGAAGUGACAUGCGCUUCGGAAUGCAGUGUUUGGGACUGGAUCCAACAGGCGUAG
Messenger RNA from Parastagonospora nodorum SN15, 273 nucleotides. RefSeq lists its product as hypothetical. Lineage: Eukaryota; Fungi; Ascomycota; Dothideomycetes; Pleosporales; Phaeosphaeriaceae. The record is from RefSeq and is a predicted model, not a curated record. The transcript has 2 exons. The coding region runs from base 1 to 273 and encodes 90 amino acids.